GGGGGGAGAAAAGAUCGGAACCAAAACUAAAAAAUCACGUCGAGCUUGUGGAACUUCUUGGAAUUGCAGAUCUGAAAAGAGGUGCUAAUGUAGCUGGGGGUAGAGGAUUUUAUUUGAAAGGAGAUGGUGUCCGUCUCAAUCAAGCUCUUAUAAAUUUUGGUCUUGAUUUUUUGGAGAAAAGGGGCUAUACAUCACUGCAGACUCCAUUCUUUAUGAGGAAAGAUAUAAUGGGAAAAUGCGCUCAAUUAGCACAAUUUGAUGAAGAACUGUACAAGGUAACAGGCGAGGGAGAUGACAAGUAUCUGAUUGCCACUGCGGAACAACCACUUUGUGCCUAUCACAUAGAUGAUUGGAUUCAUCCAACACAGCUCCCCUUAAGAUAUGCUGGAUAUUCGUCUUGCUUCCGUAAAGAGGCUGGUUCACAUGGCCGAGACACUCUUGGUAUUUUCCGUGUUCAUCAGUUUGAGAAGGUUGAACAGUUCUGCAUUACCAGCCCAAAUGGCAAUGAUUCUUGGGAAAUGCAUGAGGAGAUGAUCAAAAACUCAGAGGAAUUCUAUCAGAUGUUGAAAUUGCCAUAUCAUAUAGUGUCUAUAGUUUCUGGUGCGCUAAAUGAUGCUGCGGCAAAGAAGUACGACUUGGAAGCAUGGUUUCCCGCAUCCAGCACUUACAGAGAACUUGUGUCUUGUUCAAACUGCACGGAUUACCAAUCAAGAAAAUUGGAGAUCAGGUUUGGACAAAAGAAGAGCAAUGAACAAAUGAAGCAAUACUGCCAUCUAUUGAAUUCCACACUGACAGCAACAGAGAGGACCAUGUGCUGCAUUCUUGAGAACUACCAAAGGGAAGAUGGUGUGGAAAUACCAGAAGUACUACAGCCAUUUAUGGGUGGAAAGACGUUUAUGCCCUUCCAAGCCCCACCUCCAACCAAAGAAACAACAAAAGGGAAGAAAUCAAAAGCAUAGUAGGUGAAGCAUUUUAUAAGAGAUAUUUAUAUGGCUCUUUUUGGUGUUUGCUACAAGAUGAAUAGGAUUUUUAUCACAUUCUUGUUAUAAUACUCUUUUAAGAAUGAUUGCUUCAAUUUGUACUGCUACAAUGGUUUUUUGUGUUCAUUAGUUUUUGGAUUUUCCCUCU
Cynara cardunculus var. scolymus (artichoke) is the source of this 1128-nucleotide messenger RNA. RefSeq names its product serine--tRNA ligase-like. Gene Ontology annotation, biological process: seryl-tRNA aminoacylation. Lineage: Eukaryota; Viridiplantae; Streptophyta; Magnoliopsida; Asterales; Asteraceae. The coding region runs from base 213 to 959 and encodes 248 amino acids. The transcript has 6 exons. Gene Ontology annotation, molecular function: tRNA binding; serine-tRNA ligase activity; ATP binding. The record is from RefSeq and is a predicted model, not a curated record. Gene Ontology annotation, cellular component: cytosol.